Messenger RNA from Chironomus riparius, 465 nucleotides. The record is from the annotation of a GenBank genome assembly. NCBI's taxonomy places the organism in Eukaryota, Metazoa, Arthropoda, Insecta, Diptera, Chironomidae.
AUGUCAAUUCUUAAGAAUAAACUUGUUGCUGUAGUUGAGGAAAACAGAAACAUUAGAACUACCUUUGAUGCCCAAAAUAAAGCAGUAGAGAACCUUAGGACGCAACUAUUUGAGACGCAAAAAAGGAUCGAAGACAAGCUGGAAAAACAAGAUAAAAGCUUGGAUAAUAAAAUUAAUCCAAAGUCAUUAAAUGAAAUCCAAAAUUUAAAUUUUACAUUCUAUGAAGAAUUUAAUAAGAUUGAGCAAAAAUACGCCAGAAAUAAAAAUCAGCACUUCGAACAUGACGCAGCCAUGUCAGUCAUUAAAAUGAAUAGAAACUUGUUCAUCUUGAUGAUGGUGUUAUCCCUAACCACAUAUUUAUGUAGCAUUACGCUGAUGUGCUAUGCAUUUAAGAAAAUUAGUCAACACGAAGAAGUUAAAGCUGAGGAAGUGGAACUGCCUGAUUUAUAUGUUGAAGUUCAAUAA